AGACUGUUGAGAAUUUUGGAAGACAGCCUGAAUUUCACGACUGUCAUCAAAGUACCGCCUGCGUCCGAAGUGCCGGGAAUCGUGCUGCCGAAUGGAACAGCAACCGGUGUCUUGGGUCGUAUCCAGAGAAGAGAGGUAGACUUCGUCAUGUCAAACAGUCCAACAGUCGACCGCGAACUGGUCUUGGACUUCUCCACCCCAUACGAAUACAGUGGGUUCAUGUGGGUUCAGUCGAAACCCAUGAAACUCAACCACGGCCUAGACGCCUUCACCACUUUCUCUCCUCCCGUGUGGAUCUCAGUCUUGAUCAUCAUCAUUGCAGUUUUUGCUGCGGAUCGAUUCAUUUCAAACAUAACAUCCAUGAGGACAGGAGAACCUAUGAUCAGCCUAGUGGACAACUGGAUGGUGAUGGUUAAAACGUUGUUGAGGCAAGAGGACAUAAAGGAGAAGCCCAAGCCUGUUAGUUACAGGUGUCUGUAUGGAGGAUUAUCAGUUGGAUUCACAUUCAUGGCCAUUAUUUACAACGAAUUGUACUUUGAGCGUUUGAUGGAUCCGAUUCGGGCCAAGACUGUGGAGACCACCAGUGAUGUCAUCGAAGGAACUAAGCUAUGGUUGGCGUACAAUGGAUCAAUUUAUGAAAAUUUUGCUCAAUUCAAACCUUUGGGAUCGAAAGCCGUGUUUCAGGAUAACUCUGAACGACAAAACGUUUUCAAAUGGAUUCAGAAAUAUCCCGAUAGAUAUUUGGGUCUGAUUCCGGCCUCGCAAAUGUCAAAUCCUUCUCUCGGAUCCAAAGAAUUGAUUGCAAGUUUGGAAAGAGGGGACUUUUAUGUUGGACAAGAAUUUGGCCCAGAGUUAUUCAAAGGUAUACUGUAUUUUCCG
Molecule: messenger RNA, 879 nt
Organism: Notodromas monacha
Lineage: Eukaryota; Metazoa; Arthropoda; Ostracoda; Podocopida; Cyprididae
Source: the annotation of a GenBank genome assembly